This is a messenger RNA of Saccostrea cuccullata (small rock oyster), 2079 nucleotides long. RefSeq lists its product as uncharacterized. Gene Ontology annotation, molecular function: zinc ion binding. Gene Ontology annotation, cellular component: extracellular region. The record is from RefSeq and is a predicted model, not a curated record. NCBI's taxonomy places the organism in Eukaryota, Metazoa, Mollusca, Bivalvia, Ostreida, Ostreidae. The transcript has 2 exons. Bases 97 to 1827 code for a protein of 576 amino acids.
UCCUUAUCAAUAUAACCUCACUUAAAUCGCACAGGUGUAAAUUCAUUCAAAAUGGCUGAUCAAUAAAAGUCAUACUGGUGAUAAACAAUAAUCCAGAUGGCUCUGUCAAAAGCACAGUUACCAGGAACUCCUCAACACUUUUUAGAGUGUGGUAUUGAAGACUGUGACAGAAACUGCGAAUUUUACUGCAACCUUUGUCAUACAAGAUUAUGUAAGCAAUGCAGGGAUGAACAUCGGAGAAGUCCAGAAACAAAAAGCCAUGAAGUAGUCCUAUACCAACAACGGAAACGAGAACUUCCCACAGAAAAAUGCAAGAUCCACCCCACCAAGGAUAUAGAACUUCUUUGUAAUGAAUGUUUAAUCUCGUUUUGUUCCAAAUGCACUGCCACCCAAGCACAUAGAGGUCACACAUUCCAUGAUCUGGAAUCAAUUUAUACAGAGAUAUUUUCCCAUUGUCAAGGAACAAUUGCAAAAAUUCAUGAAUAUUUCCUUCCAACGACUAAAGAUUUACAGAAAGAAAUUGAUGGAGAUGCCAAAGAAAUCAAGAUUAUCAUGAACAUCAUAAGAACCUCUAUGAAAGCAGAAGCAGAGUCCCUUAAACGUCUGGUGGAUGAUAUUGUCUCUGAAAAUAUGGAAGAAGUGAACAAAACAGAGCAGUCUCUAUUGGAAAAAUUAAAAAGCCAAGUUAAAUCUAUAGAGAAGUAUAAAGCCUAUCUUAAUGACUUAGAUAAAAAGUUCCAUGUUAACGUGUGCUCUUUUGAACCUUCAAAACCUUUCACAGCAGGGGAUAUGCAAAUCCAAUCCAUACCUGAAACGACAAAACCUUUGAUGCCUUUAUUUACUGCUGGGAAGUACAGCAAAGCAGAUAUUGCCAAAUUAUUGGGGAAAUUAACCUUUCCAAACAAUAACGAAGAGGUGAGAAAAGUGAAGCCUUCGAAAGUAAAAAAUCUUACAUCCUAUCAGAAACGAACAAGCUAUCAAGUAAUAGAGGACAGUAAACCAAUAUCUAAUGUGAAACAAACACUGUCCCUUUCUUCCUUUGUCACUGAGGACAGGGAGUUAACCGUACCAGGUGUUGACGAAGUGUACCAUAUGUCGCUAGAUCGGUCAGGCAGACUCUGGGUCAGUAAUUAUGUUGGUAACCUUGUCCAAACAGAUCUUCAGGGGAAUCGUCUUAAGAAGAUUCAAACCUGCAGGGGAUAUGGAUACCACACGGUGACACAGGACGGAGAUCUGAUCUUUACAGACUUUAACAAGAAAGUCAUCAACAAAAUAACACUGGAUAACAAUAUCACUGAGUUAAUUAAAAAAAGAGACUGGAGACCAAUCAGCAUACACUCCUCCCACAUCAAUGGGGACUUACUGGUUGGGAUGCUGAAGGGUGAAGAGGGUAAAGUAACCCGGUACAACAAGACAGGGAAAGAAGUACAGAACAUACAGAGGGAUAAAAAAGGACGGGGACUGUAUAGUCGUCCACACUACAUCACAGAAAACAUUAAUGGAGAUAUCUGUACAUCAGAUUUUAUCAAAAAGACAGUAAUUGUGGUGAAUAAAUCAGGACGACACAGAUUCUCCUACACAGGUCAUGGGUCAGGGUUCCUUCCCUGGGGAAUCUGUACUGAUGUCCUCGGUCACGUACUAGUGUGUGAUCUGGAGAAUGUUCACCUCCUUGAUCAGGACGGUGAGUUGUUAUCUCUACUAUUCACCCUAAAACAAGCAACUUGUCCUAUUAGUGUAUGUAUGGAUGAUGAGAACAAUCUUUAUGUGGGACAAGGUAACAAAACAGUUAAAGUAUUUAAAUAUCUCCUUUCAAUGAAUACAGAAUAGUGUGUUACUGUAUUUUCACCAGAAUUAAGUUUGUGUAUCUUUCAUCAUAUUCAUUUAAUCUCUGUAUAAUUGAGGAUAAAAUUAUCACUGAUUUAUUUCUCAACUGAGAUAGGCUUUACUAACUAAAAAUUAUGCUGAGUGAAUAAAUUUGUAAUGUAAAUGGUGUUUACUAAGUUUGAAUUUGGCGCCAUUAGUUGGCAGGUCAUGUGACUUCCGCUCUUAGAGUAUAUAAAUGCCAUACCGCUGGCGUCA